AUGCGUUUAGAUUGUUUGAAACCAGAUCAGAAAGAAUUAGUAAAAGCUCGGCAGAAGCGAGCAGAAACAUCAGCUGAGGGAGCGAUUAGACAAUUUGCGGCAGGUAAUAAUUCGGAAGAAAAUAAAUUGAUUUUGCGACAAAGAUCACCAUCCAUAUUAUCGUCCGUAUCGUCAUCAUCAUCUUCUAGCCCAUCUUCUUUGACUUCUAGCUCAUCUUCCUCGUCUUCUAGCUCAUCUUUAUCCAGCAAUAGGGAAACAGAAGAAUGUAAUAAAGAAUUCAAUAAAAUCAUAAAUUUAAAAGAAAAAGGACUUCAUGGCCAUAGCUUAGAAAAUAAAACCAAAGAAAAUAAGGUAAGUAUAGAGUCAGUAUAUGAUAAUAUGAAAGAUGAGACUGCAGUAGAAAGUAAUUCACAAAUAGAAAGUGAACCAAAAGCUAUUGAAUUGACCAAUAUGAAUGCUGAAAGUGAAGAAGGAAAGGAAGAAAGAGAUUUUACAUCGGAUGAUAGUAUCGUAAUUCCUAAUUAUCACAUUGAAGAUAAUGAUUUAUCGUCAGAUUCUGAUGAAACUGUAGAAGAGAAUGAAGAAGAAAAUAUUUCACGUGAAUCAAACCAAAAUAUUACACGUAAGAGGAAAAUGCAGCCAGAACUUUGGAAAUCGAAUGUAGCAAAACGUCUACGAAAUGCAGGGAAAGAAUAUGUAGGCAAAAAUAAUGAAGUUAUACGAGAGAGACGAUUAGGACCAGGAUGUAUAGAAAAAUGCAAGUUAAAGUGUAACACAAAGUUUGAUUAUGAGACUCGACGCCAUAUUUUUGACGCAUAUUAUGAAUUACCUGAUUUGCAAAGUAAAAGAACUUUUGUAGCAUUCAAUAUGUCCUCUAUUGUCCCGUCGUAUCAAUAUAAAAAAGAAACACGUCGAAAUAAUAACGCAUUUUAUUUUAAAGACAAAGAUGGCGUAAAAAUUCAAAUUUGUAAGAGUUUUUUUAUGUCUACGCUGGAUGUAUCUGAUAGGUUUAUUCGAACAGUUACCGAAAAAUCAAGAAGUGACGUUUCAGGCAUUAUAGUGGAGGAUCUUCGAGGGAAACAUGGCAAUCACAGUCGCGUAGAUGAUAAUAUUAAAGAUAGUUUGAGAAAUUUCAUUAAGGCGAUACCAAAAAUAGAAAGCCAUUACUGUCGAGCAUACGCAGAAAGAAUAUAUUGA
Molecule: messenger RNA, 1197 nt
Organism: Parnassius apollo (apollo)
Lineage: Eukaryota; Metazoa; Arthropoda; Insecta; Lepidoptera; Papilionidae
Source: the annotation of a GenBank genome assembly